Gastrolobium bilobum is the source of this 2352-nucleotide messenger RNA. RefSeq lists its product as uncharacterized. The record is from RefSeq and is a predicted model, not a curated record. The transcript has 8 exons. NCBI's taxonomy places the organism in Eukaryota, Viridiplantae, Streptophyta, Magnoliopsida, Fabales, Fabaceae. Bases 171 to 2066 code for a protein of 631 amino acids.
CGCGGGUAGUGUGUAGUUACGGCUACUUGUUGCUUCUCUUCUCCGUGACUGCUGCAAAUCCUAUCGACAGACACGAUCCGAAUCGGGAAUAUGAUUGAAUUGUAACCCUAACUCCUCUUCACAGCUAAAAUUACUCUCCGUUAUCAUAGUCAUCCACGCGCCUUGUUCAUAUGGACUCGCGACGCGCCUCGCGGGCCCUCAUCGACCCUAAAGUCAGGCGCGUCGGUUUCUUCUCUGCGCGUGAAGAAUCCGACCCACCCGAACCCGAAUCUGUCUCCCCGGUUAUGAUACCGCCGCCACGUAAUCUUUCCGAGCGAACGGCCGCCGUGCCAGUCCCCGAGUCCGGGGUUCGGCGCCAGGGGUCUGGUGACCAGGUGCCAAUUGGAAGCUACAAUCCCUCCGAGUCACUGCUCGGAACCUCGCCGGCGGCAUCGCCUUCUUCGAGCCGUGUUGGGAUCGGCGGAGAGUUUUCUGAGGAAUCUUCCGGCUGGUUCCAUCGCAGCGACUUGAGUUUUUCCGGAGGAGGGUUUGAUUUGCAGGCCGUGAAGCUUCCGGAGAAUUCGGUGGAGAACAACUUCACUGUGGGGGUGAAUAUGAAAAAUCUUGCUGGAGCAACUGAAAAGAGGGAAGAGGCUGUCAAAGAAGUACGCCCUGAUCUGCCAUCAAUUUCAAAGCCACUGAAAGAAAAAACUACAAAGGCCGAGAGAAGAGCCUUGCAGGAGGCACAAAGAGCUGCCAAAUCUGCUUCUAAAGCUGAUGGAAGUACAGCAGUUGCUGAAUAUGGCAGAGUAGCUCCUGGUAAAAGUAUGAAGCAUUCUUCACAAAAGAAAAAUGGUCCUCCUGUUACACCAUCAGUGGCUACUGAAAAGAAAUCAGGAGAUCAUCCUUUGGAGAAAGAGAGGAAAAAAGAUGCCCCUCCUCCACGAAUGCAAUUUGAUGACAAAAGCAGAGUGGAAAAGGCUAAAAGGCGUGCAGUAGUCAAUCAAACUGAAGCUACAAACAGAGUUGAAUUAUUUCGACAUUUGCCUCAAUAUGAACAUGGGAAUCAACUUCCUAAACUUGAAUCAAAGCUUUUUAAACUUGAUUCAGUGCAUCCUGCUGUGUUCAAGGUUGGAUUGCAUUAUUUGACAGGAACUAUAUCAGGGAGUAAUGCUCGUUGUAUUGAAAUGCUAAGAGCAUUUCAAGAAGCCAUUAGAGACUACUCCACACCGACUGAAAAAGCCCUUGUUAGGGAUUUAACUGCAAAAAUCAGUAGUUAUGUUUCAUUUUUUACUGAAUGCAGACCUCUUUCUAUUAGCAUGGGAAAUGCAAUUAAUUUUGUAAAGAGUCGUAUAGCCAAGUUGCCUUUCAAUCAUACUGAAUCUGAGGCAAAAACAGCUCUUUGUUCUGAUAUUGAUAGAUUCAUUAAUGAGAAAAUAAUUCUUGCUGAUAAGGUGAUUGUUGGACAUGCUGCUCCAAAGGUUAGAGAUGGAGAUGUUCUUCUUACAUAUGGAUCGUCAUCUGCUGUUGAGAUGAUUCUUUUAUAUGCCCAUUAUCUUGGGAAACAGUUCCGUGUUGUGGUGGUGGACUCUCGACCAAAGCUUGAAAGUCAGGCCUUACUUCGCAGGCUUGUUGCCAAGGGCCUGAGUUGUACAUAUACUCAUAUAAAUGCUGUUUCUUAUGUCAUGCAUGAGGUUACACGAGUUUUUCUGGGAGCUUCUGGCGUUCUGUCUAAUGGAACUGUAUAUUCAAGGGUUGGGACUGCCUGUGUUGCAAUGGUGGCUCAUUCAUUCCGUGUUCCUGUAUUGAUCUGUUGUGAAGCUUAUAAGUUUCAUGAAAGGGUGCAACUUGAUUCCAUAUGUUCCAAUGAACUAGGUGACCCAGAUGCUGUUGCCAUUGUUCCUGGAAGAAAGGAUGUCAAUUAUCUGCACAAUUGGACUAGUGAAAACAAUUUGCAGCUUUUGAAUUUGAUGUAUGAUGUCACUCCUUCAGAUUAUGUCUCGGCAAUUGUUACGGAUCAUGGAAUGAUCCCUCCUACAAGUGUGCCCGUAAUUGUACGAGAGUAUGGACGAGAGCACUUGAUAUAGAGCAGAUUGAUCUGAAAAUCAAGAGAAACGGUGAAUGCAAUUUGGACCAAAAACACGAGAACAAAUAAUACGUACACUUUGGACAAGGAAAAGAGCAAAUAAUACUCAUGCUUGGCUUAACGAACACGUAGAUAGCACUUAGCAGCAUACGAAUAUUAACGAAUUGUGAUGUGAGUUGUGACAUCAAUUAAAAGUCAAUUAUUUCUUGUAAAAUUCUUUUAUGUUCUGCUAAUUGCUUGUAAAAUUCAGUUGCCAGAUAAGAAGCUUUUUUACCAUUUAGGUGGAU